Molecule: messenger RNA, 1488 nt
Organism: Prosopis cineraria
Lineage: Eukaryota; Viridiplantae; Streptophyta; Magnoliopsida; Fabales; Fabaceae
Product: nudix hydrolase 2-like
Exons: 10
Coding region: 292-1314 (340 amino acids)
Molecular function (GO): ADP-ribose diphosphatase activity; NAD binding; NADH pyrophosphatase activity
Source: RefSeq, a predicted model, not a curated record
CCCAUCUUCGUGGAGGAAAUCAUUCGUGCAUCUGCUAAUCUGCUUCCACUGUUCUCCGCGAAGGAAAUUCUGAAUUCUCUGCUGCCACAGUACUAGUUCGGCUUGCAAAGUGGGAACCUGCUUCAUUCGCCCAGCUUUUACGGCGUCUGUGCGUGACCUAGACCUCGUCUCGCCGUCGCCUCUUCUCCUUUCAGGUGAUGAGAAAUUUGAAGAAUGAAGUAACGAUGAAGCUGAAAGUUUGGCAAAUGAGGGUUUAGUCUAUUUGGCAUUCGAUUCACACAAUCAAAUAACAUGCUCAGAUUGCUGCCACUGCGAUCAUUCCUCUUCUUAAGAACCAGAAAUCCUCAUUAUCUUGUGAAAAGUCAGCAUUUGAUAUCUUUGCCUGGACCAUUAAGAAGAGAAGCUACAGGAGUCAGGAUUAAAGUGACCACCCCUUGUCCUAUCUGGCACAUGGCAGGCUCAACAAGUUCUAUGUCAAACACACAAGUGGCUGCAGGGGAUGAAUUGCAACAGGUUAAACUUCUAACAUCAACCAAUGACAACUAUGGUGGUGUUAUUGUGGAAAUGGAUGAGCCUAUGGACCCUACAACUUUUAUCUCAAUUCUCAGAGCUUCAAUUUCCCACUGGAAACAGCUGGGCAAGAAGGGUGUUUGGAUAAAAUUACCUAUUGAUCUGGUCAAUCUUGUUGAACCUCUAGUUAAGGAAGGCUUCUGGUACCACCAUGCAGAACCAAAAUAUCUAAUGCUGGUUUACUGGAUUCCUGAAAGUGCACAUACUAUUCCAGCAAACGCCACACAUCGAGUGGGUGUUGGUGCAUUUGUGAUGAAUGGAAAACAAGAGGUCCUGGUAGUUCGAGAAAAAAGUGGUCCACUUCGGGGAAUUGGAGUCUGGAAAUUCCCUACUGGAGUUGUUGAUCAGGGAGAAGACAUUUGUGAAGCAGCAGUGAGAGAGGUCAAAGAAGAAACAGGAGUUGAUUCAGAAUUUUUGGAGGUUAUAGCAUUCAGACAAAGUCACGAGUCAUUCUUUGAAAAGUCAGAUCUGUACUUUGUGUGCAUGAUGCGGCCACUUUCUUUCGACAUCCAAAUCCAAGAUGUGGAAUUAGAGGCUGCUCAGUGGAUGCCGUUUGAGGAAUAUGCAGCUCAGCCAUUCGUCCAGAAGCAUCAAUUACUGAAGUACAUCAAUGAUAUAUGCUGGGAAAAGAUCAACAGACAAUAUUCUGGAUUUAAUCAUGUGCCUGUAUCAUCAGUUUUUUCUGACAAGAAUAGUUAUUUGUACCUCAAUGCUGGAGACUUGAAGAGGUAUAUUUCUUCGUAAGCAUCAUUCAAGUUUAAGCAGCAAGGAUUAUUCCAUUUGAACUUUGUACUAUUUGAUUUUUUUUUUUUUUUCAUGAUGUAAAAUGCUUGUAUUCGUCAGCUAAGAAGCUGCAAUAAUUUUUUGUACUGGGAACAUGAAAACUUCAUUAAUAACAAAUAAAAUACAAUUUACUUC